AUUAAAUAAAUGAAGUGCCAGAAAUUAAGCCCAAACCCCAACAAAUGCUUCUCUUCCCUUUUUAUCCCCAAUUUGGCUACAAAAUGUUCCCCCAAUGGUAUUCCCACUCUCCUGCCCCUUUCUACUUUUAGUUUUCCUCCUCCUUCAAGCUAAAGCAAAUUUUCAGGAAAUCCAGAGGAAAAAAACACCCAAUCUUGUUUCCUCUUGUUAGAUUUCUGGGUCUUUAUUAAUCAAAGCACAGAGAGAGAAAUGGAUUCUGGGAAAAUCCCACCAGGAUUAACCCCAGAAGAAUACUCUGUUUUGGAACCCAUUAUCAGAACUUACCACACUUUUGAUCCCACCCCAAACACCUGCACUUCUCUCAUCACCCAGCGCAUUGAUGCUCCGGCGAGUUCCGUUUGGCCAUUCGUCCGGCGUUUCGACAACCCACAGAGAUACAAGCACUUCAUCAAGAGCUGCCGGAUGACAGGGGACGGCGGCGUCGGCAGCAUCCGGGAAGUCACGGUGGUUUCCGGCCUGCCGGCGUCCACCAGUACGGAGAGGCUGGAGAUUCUGGACGACGAGAAGCAUAUAUUGAGUUUUCGGGUCGUGGGCGGGGAGCACCGGCUGAACAAUUACCGAUCUGUGACUUCGGUGAACGAGUUCAGAAGGGACGGCGGCGAAGGCAGAGUUUACACCAUAGUUUUGGAAUCGUAUAUUGUGGAUAUCCCGGAAGGGAAUACGGCUGAAGAUACGAAGAUGUUUACUGACACUGUUGUGAAGCUGAAUCUUCAAAAGCUUGGAGUUGUGGCAAUGGCUUCUCUGCAUGGACAUGAUUAAAAAUCAAAUUUAACGGCGACCGUCGCCGCCGUGAGACUCGCCGGAGUAUGAAGAAUGAUAAUAAUAUAAUAAUAUUAUUAAGACCCAUCAUCAUUAUGGGGGCGGUGGUGAAUGGUGAUCAUCAUCAUUUCCUUGCAGAUGUUUUUGCUGACUUUGCUGUCGUUGCAGUUUCUGAAAAGACGAGGAAAAACAAAAAAAAAAAAAAAAAAUUCUAUUUUGAAUUAUUAUCAUUAUUAUUAUUAAUUUUUCUUUGGUGGUUUCGUAUUUUUGCAACUUGCAGCUUGCAAGUUGUAAUUUUAUUAGUUUUUUCUUUUUCUUUUUCCCCAGUUUUCUGGUGAGCUCUGCCUAUAGGAAUUUUUUUGUUUUUGUAAGUUAGUUUUUGCAGGCUGAAUGUGAUGAAAUCAGGCCUGGUUUUUUGGGUAAUCACCAGAGACGCUUAUUAAAAAUUUGCAUGUAAGCCCAAAAAUGAAAUUCAAGAAGUUUGAUGCAUUUUUCUAUCCGGAAAUAAAGUUUUUUAAUUGGUUUAUAAAAAAAACCAAUUGGCUGCGUUGGGAAUCUCAUCAACUUUUUUUUGUAUCUUUAGUUUAUGCAUUGUCAUUAUAUUUGUCUGCAAUGCUUCCACUCUGUUGCAGAAUUUCCUUAGGAUUGAAGUAAGCUG
Molecule: messenger RNA, 1477 nt
Organism: Oldenlandia corymbosa var. corymbosa
Lineage: Eukaryota; Viridiplantae; Streptophyta; Magnoliopsida; Gentianales; Rubiaceae
Source: the annotation of a GenBank genome assembly